CUUGACUUUUUAUUGCAGUGUUACGCGUACGCCGGCAAGUGGCCAAAAAUGCUGGAACAGCUACAUAAGUUUUGUCGACUGCACGCGAGGCAACUCAGCACCAGCCCUGCAGUCUCUCAAUCCUUCAGGAAGUGGUACCAACAGCUGUGGACUACCGAGCGCACAAAUUUACCGCCCUACAGCCACUUCACACAGAUCGGAGAUCCCGUGUUGCGGGACAGAGCGGCAGAAGUCCCAGUGGAAUGUGUGGACAGCAAAGAGAUUCGUGCGAUAGUGGACCGCAUGGUGCACGUGCUACGCAAGUAUGACUGUGUGGGCAUUGCUGCACCUCAAAUUGGCGUCUCCCUGCGAAUAAUUGCCAUGGAGUUUAGGCGUGGCAUUAAAAAGGAGCUUCCCGAAGCGAUGUACAGGGCGCGACAAAUGUCCGAGCUGCCACUGACUGUAUUCAUCAAUCCAAGACUGAGUGUCACGAACUAUACCAAACACAAGCAUCCGGAGGGUUGCAUGAGCGUUCGCGGAUUCUCAGCGGAAGUGGAGCGUUAUGAAGCCGUGAAACUGUCCGGGCUGGACAGACAAGGAGAAAACCUCUCGUUGGAACUUAGUGGCUGGAACGCGCGCAUUGCCCAGCAUGAAAUGGAUCAUUUGGAUGGCAAACUGUAUACGGAUCACAUGGACCGUUCCACAUUCACGUGCACCUGCUGGGAAACGGUGAAUACGAAGUCUGGCCGUGUGGAAAUCCCCUUUUACAAAUAAUAUCUACACGCUGUUCCCUCUAGUUAUUGUUGCUAAAAAUUUAUUCAUUGAAACGGAA
Molecule: messenger RNA, 811 nt
Organism: Drosophila arizonae
Lineage: Eukaryota; Metazoa; Arthropoda; Insecta; Diptera; Drosophilidae
Product: peptide deformylase, mitochondrial
Biological process (GO): N-terminal protein amino acid modification; peptidyl-methionine modification
Cellular component (GO): mitochondrion
Molecular function (GO): peptide deformylase activity
Source: RefSeq, a predicted model, not a curated record